AAAUAAAAAUAUAUAAACCGAGUAUUACAUUCAUAUUCUACUGAAUAAUAAGUGGACAAUAGUUACGCUUAUUUCCCAUAAUAAAUGCAUAAUAUUGUCCCCUCACACUUGUAGACAAUUGCAAGGAAGUUAUACACACUGAUGUCAUCUCAUUUAUCCAAAACAAAUCCUACACUUGGCAAGUAACAGACGUUGAGUCCAGUUAGUCAACUCGCAAUCGCAACAACCAAUGUCUAUCCAUCAACUGACUCUAUUUGAAUCGAAAAAAACGGGUGAAAGGUCCGGAGCCCAUCGGCUUUGUUACAGGAGUCGCUCACCGGAGGCAAGCGAAUAAUUGCUCUAUACGUGUAACAAAAAUAGUUAUAUAACAUGUGAUUUCUCUCUGUGAUUAAACCACGUGCCUAUAAAUAAGUGAAGCACAUUGCAUCCGGACACAAACACUUCCGAGUGGUCCACCAAGGAAUCUCUAAAAUGUUUUUUAAAAUUAUACAUGUGAUUACCUUAACUACUUUAUGUUCUGGAGCUCCACCCUCACACCCACAAGCAAAAUCUAAUGAAGCUACUUAUUCACAUAGUUUUGUAAGGGAAGAUGUCCCUUUAUCUUAUAAGUACAGUGCGACCCAUCAUUACACUCCAAAGAGGGCAGAAGACACUCUUAAAAUACAAGAGGAUACUCUAAAGAGGAAUGAAGACUUUCCAAAGAGACAAGAGGUAUCAUAUCACGUUCAUUCAGCGAAUAACUCACCAUUCAAGCCGUUGAGUAACAGAACAAUCCAAUUCGCUCCAGUUAACCAUCCAAUUCUUCAAUCUUCAAAUUCAGGAGAAAACACGUAUCCGUCAACGCCCGUCUUGUAUACUUCAAUUAUUUCUAACCCAGUUACUGAAUACGGAAAAAUUGAACUUACUGAAAAUUCAGGUGAAUCAACCUUGCAUCUGGAACCAAAACGUAUUCCCAACAAGGUGAAGAACAUUAGUCCUAGUACCUAUAAGCCCCAUAUAAACCAUGAUGUUAAAAUGUUGCAUUCCCAUCAUUCGCAUCUCCGACCAAAGGUCUACAAGACUUUGCACACACAACCGCUGCCAACAACGGCAGCAACACCAACAUUUGAAAUGGCUGACUUGCACCAUUUGGCAAUUUUCCAUCAACUUCAGCAGCAACUGGAUGAACAGUCUAAGUACAUCGCCCCAACAACUACUACUGAGAAUCCGAAACUUUCUCAUGUGCUUAAUCUUGGCGUCAGAAUUCUACCAAAACAGGGGAUCCCCUUCGUCACAAAUCCGCACGAGCUGAGUAGAAAUACGCCAUUCCAACCAAUUCCUCGAAUAGCUUAUCAUAACAAGUUUAAUGUCGUGUCGGAGAAGAUGGGAAGACCCCAAGCGCACACACGCUACCACUUGAAUAAUCCGAAUAAGCAUUUAAGGUUCAAACCAAAUGUACAGUAUAACAUAAGUAAUUAAGUUUAUACAUAAGAUAUUUAUGUUGAAUUAUUUAAUUUAUUAUUAAGUAUGUUUACGUUAUUAGUGACUUAGUUAUUUAAAUUUAAGGAAAAUAUUUUUUAUUAUAAUA
Messenger RNA from Cydia pomonella (codling moth), 1567 nucleotides. RefSeq lists its product as uncharacterized. The record is from RefSeq and is a predicted model, not a curated record. The transcript has 4 exons. The coding region runs from base 472 to 1458 and encodes 328 amino acids. Lineage: Eukaryota; Metazoa; Arthropoda; Insecta; Lepidoptera; Tortricidae.